Molecule: messenger RNA, 2508 nt
Organism: Formica exsecta
Lineage: Eukaryota; Metazoa; Arthropoda; Insecta; Hymenoptera; Formicidae
Product: putative fatty acyl-CoA reductase CG5065
Exons: 8
Coding region: 500-2068 (522 amino acids)
Biological process (GO): long-chain fatty-acyl-CoA metabolic process
Cellular component (GO): peroxisome
Molecular function (GO): alcohol-forming very long-chain fatty acyl-CoA reductase (NADP+) activity
Source: RefSeq, a predicted model, not a curated record
AGUAUUUCUCGCCCCUUUUGUUAGGACAGUUCGCUUCUCUUAGCGGGCAGGAGAAUUCGAGGUGGUCGAUCGAGGUCGCCCCGAUAAUCGCGAACGCGUGGGCGCGACGUGCAUUUCGGACGGAAGAAUCUCGGAAAUUUUCGGACUCUCGUCUCCCCUUUCCUUUCUUCUCCGGUGAGUCUAUUUUCACGAGAAACAUUCGUGAGUCGCGCGCGAUUUUUUCCUUCUCUUUCCGGCCAGCCGGUUGUUCAUUCGGCGAUCAUCAUGAGGGAAAUAGAAUUCACCGGCGGUGCCGAGAAUUAGACUCGUCGAAAAAGUGGUCGAUGCGUAAAAACGCAUUCGCGCGCAUGCAAAAGUCGUGAUAUUCUUACAUACACGUGUCGAAAAAAAAGAAAUUACAUGCCGACGAACUUACGCAAACGGAAAGACGAAACCAAGAAGAGACAGAGAGUGAGAGAAUAUCGAGGAACAGGCUGCCAGACGGACUAAGGGCACGUCAAUGCGCACGCAAUACUGCGUAAAAUUUGGAACACAUAUCAAAAUGGGAACGACGAACGCACAAACCAAUUCGGGGCACACACACGACGAGACUUACUCGAGAGGAAGUUCGAUCGACACAUUUUUCGCCGAAACGGUGAUCCUUGUAACUGGUGCUACUGGUUUCUUAGGGAAAGCCCUCCUGGAAAAGUUACUGCGCUCGUGUCCUCGUGUGGCCACAAUUUUCGUUCUAAUCCGUCCAAAAAGAAACCAGUCUAUCGAAGAACGCUUCAGGGAACUACUGGAAAAUCCUGUUUUUGAUAGGAUACGAUCGGAAUUUCCCGGCGCCUUAAAUAAGAUCUUUCCUGUGAAGGGCGAUGUGGGCAUGCCGGAGCUGGGACUACAGCCCGAAGACAAGGAUAUGUUAAUACAACGAGUUAACAUUGUUUUUCAUAGCGCGGCCACUGUACGUUUUAAUGAGCCAUUGAAAGUAGCCGUUAAUCUAAACACAAGGGGCACAGAUCGUAUGAUAGACUUGUGCAGGCGUAUGACAAACCUUAUUAGCGUCAUUCACGUUAGCACGGCCUACAGUAACGCCGAUCGACGAGAAAUUGAGGAAUCGAUAUAUACCACAGAGAUAAAACCGUACACAGUAAUCGAUAUAUGCGAAAAUUUAGACGAUGAGACGAUAGGAAUAAUAGAGAAAAGGCUGAUCGGUAAUCAUCCAAAUACCUACACAUUGACCAAAGGUCUAGCAGAACAAAUUGUGUUGUCCAAGGGAAGCGGUCUACCGAUCGCGAUCGUAAGACCGAGUAUAGUCUGCGCUGCGUAUCAAGAACCAUUUCCAGGCUGGGUAGAUAAUGUUUGCGGUAUUACAGGUAUAAUGACAGAAAUAGGUAGAGGUACUAUUAGAAGCAUCGUAUGUAACGCGAAUUUAAUAGUAGAUGUUGUACCUGUCGACUUUGUUGUCGAUACCUUAAUAUGCGCUUCUUGGUAUAACGCUAUGCAACGUACCGAUACGAUAAGGAUUUACAAUUGCACCAGCAGCGCACUGCAUCCGAUCACAUGGCGCGAAUUUGGACAUCUUACGAGAAAGCACGCCAUAGAGUCCCCGUCGAAAUAUGUGAUGUGGUAUCCAGAUUUUACGUUUAGGACAAACAAAUUUAUUCACGCUAUCAUGGUAGCUAUGCUGCACUUUUUACCUGCGUUUAUCGUAGAUCUUAUAUUAAAGGUCCGAGGUUACAAACCUAUAAUGAUGAAAAUUACCAAACGCUUCGAGCGCGCUGCUAAAACCGGAGAGUUCUUCGCGAUAAACGAGUGGAAAUUCUGUGCUGAUAACAUGACGAAACUAGUGAAAUUCGUAAAAGCGUCGGGGCAUUGUAACGACUUCAAUGUAGAUAUCAAAAGCUUGGAUUGGGACACAUAUUUACAUCAAUACAUGUUAGGAAUUAGAAAAUAUAUUUUAAAAGACAAUCCAGAUACUUUAAAUAAUGCCCGUAGUCGUUUAUGGAGAUUGUACUGGAUGCAUAAAUUAACCAAAAUAUUCAGUAUAUUCGUGUUAUUAGGAAUGAUCAAAUGCGCCAGUCGGUGAUACCAUCAAGAAACUAUACUAUACUAUAGAAAACUAAUACUAUAGAAAACUUUUGAAUCGUAAUUCGUGCGAUUUUAGAAACGCUGCAAAAACAUUACGGAAAGAAAUAUUUUAGGAAAGGGAUAUAUAACUUCGAAAUACUAAACUGUUGUUAAGUACUAAUAUACUAAUUAAAUCAGAUAUUAAUGAGAAAGAGAGAGGGGGGAGAGAGUAAUUUAUAAAAUAUAAUUUUGAAAAAUGUGAAUGCAAGAUUACUGUAAAUACUAAAACUUUUGUUUAAAACACUUUCUCACAUAUCUGUUACAUUUUCCACGGUAAUUACUAAGUUAGCUUCGUAGAGCUAUAUGAUCUAAUCGACCUAAUCUACGAUUGGCACAUACAAACAAAAUGUGUUUCUUAUUUUGAACUAUUCUAUCAAGAUAUACAGGGUGUCCCAAAGC